AUGAAUCCAAUUCUCGUCUUUUCUCAUCUUUUCUCGUUUUCACUUCCUGAAGCCAACGCUCUUUUUCCCUCGAGGGAUUUUCACUACUGUUCGGUCGAUAAUAUCAAGGAAAUUACUUUCUUUCUUUCUUUCUUUCUUUCUUUCUUUCACCUAAAGCCCUCUCUUUUUGGCCAUAUUUAUUUUUUUGAAUUUGGUUCCCGCUUUAUGCAAUAUUUUUCUUUCUGUUCUUAUCUCUUACAUCGCUUCAAUCCUUAUCAUUCAUUCAUUCAUUCAUUCAUUCUUUCUUUCUUUCUUUCUUUCUUUCUUUCUGUGUUUUCAUUUAUUUUUCAUUCUCUUUUUACGGCAUUGACUGAUAUUAAUUCUUUUCCUUUUUAUUUCACUUUCCUUCCUUAUUCCUUCGUCAUUCCUUGUUUGCUUUAUAUUCCUAUUGUAUCUAUUUUUUUCACUCUUUUAUCACUCCUACCAUUUUUUGGGUUUUCUUCCUCGUUGCUAUUCUCCCUCUCUCACUCUCUUUCACCCUCUCUCUCUCUCUAUUCCAUAUUGUCUUUUUUGUCAUUAAUAAAAGCUCAUUCUGUUUUCUCUUUUUUACCUCACACUUUAUUCACUCCCGCUUUUUUGUUUUUUCUUCGUACACAUUUCACAUCUUUCCCUAUUUUCCAUCGUAUCUAUCUCACUACCUCCUAUCACCAUUUUGAGGCCAUUCGUCCCAACUUUCGAUUAUUCAACUUUCUUAAUAUCUAUACUACUUUGUCUACGUAUGUUUUUUUUUUGUCUUCAUUUGUCCCCUGUUUUGUUUUUUUCAAUUUUGUCUUCUUUCUCUGUAUCUACGGUUCCUACACCCAGCUGCGCUCAACACCUUGUCCACCUUUCAAAAUAUCUCCCCACUUGCCAUCACCAAUAUUUUUUUUGCAUCUCUUGUCUAUCACAGGUUUCGUCUUUUUCUCCCACCAGAUGACUUUAAAAAUAGCAAACUUUCUCCUUCUCAUGCCGUUCCCUUCCCUACCAUUGUUUUAUUUCUUCUUCUAA
Molecule: messenger RNA, 1026 nt
Organism: Acanthosepion pharaonis
Lineage: Eukaryota; Metazoa; Mollusca; Cephalopoda; Sepiida; Sepiidae
Source: the annotation of a GenBank genome assembly